AUGAAUGCCAGGCAGAGGCAGCUCACGCCCACCAGCCCACCGUCAUUAUCGAUACUAGAGCCUGCGUCAUCAACAACACUACAGCCUAGAACUCAAGCCCCCACUACCCCGAUCGAAGAUAAACUGCCUCGCCAUGGGAUAUCCAAGGACCGGGCCGAGGCGUGGAACCGCAAGUACAAUUAUGAAAGUCUGCCGCGGAUGCACGAGGAUUUCUUUUAUGGACUGUUGAUCGAGGUGGCUGGCGAGAUAAAUCCAGCGGAUGAGGAGUUUGAGUCCAAAGUAGAGUCCAAAGUGGGGAGUAUCAUGGAAGAGAAGAGCACCCAGUCUCGCGAGAAAUUCGAUGAUACAGCGUACGAGAUUAUAGGGACUGGGUUUAAGCUCUUCCAGGACAAGGAAUUGUCGAAAUCCUGGUAUCACUCCUUUCUUGACCCGCACAGUAUCCACAGCCUGGAGACUUUCUUCGCAAACUGUCUUCCGGUACUUAUCAACAAGCUCCGGGAGCUCCGGGAGCGCAAAUCAAAGGGUCGAAAGCGAGGUAGCACCGGUAACACUUGGAAAAGGUCACCCAAAGUGCAAAAGCCAAUUCCAGAAUCGGAUGGGGGAACUGGCACACGACGGAGUUCGCGCAUUAAGAAAUCACAUACACCACACUCCGAGCAAGUACUCUUGCAGGGUCCAAUAGAUUGA
Molecule: messenger RNA, 687 nt
Organism: Venustampulla echinocandica
Lineage: Eukaryota; Fungi; Ascomycota; Leotiomycetes; Helotiales; Pleuroascaceae
Exons: 1
Coding region: 1-687 (228 amino acids)
Source: RefSeq, a predicted model, not a curated record